Stegastes partitus (bicolor damselfish) is the source of this 2486-nucleotide messenger RNA. It is a transcript of the gene mtif2, whose product is annotated as mitochondrial translational initiation factor 2. The record is from RefSeq and is a predicted model, not a curated record. Gene Ontology annotation, molecular function: GTP binding; GTPase activity; translation initiation factor activity. Gene Ontology annotation, biological process: translational initiation. Lineage: Eukaryota; Metazoa; Chordata; Actinopteri; Pomacentridae. The transcript is spliced from 14 exons. Gene Ontology annotation, cellular component: cytoplasm. The coding region runs from base 91 to 2208 and encodes 705 amino acids.
GACUGUCAUGGCGGCUCCCUGUCGGAGGUUUGCUUCACGGUGAAUCUCGACAGGAGCUGAUUUCCAGAAUGAGCUGAGAGAAGCGGAGCUAUGUCAGGUAUGAAUGUGAUGUCAUCAGUGAUGCGCGGCGCCCGGCGGCUCCUCCACGCCGACCUGCCUCUGCCCCUCCUCUGUCCCGCCCGGAGCUCCGCCCCCCUGCUCACCUGUCAGAACAGGAGGUCGGCCUCCAAACAGGUCAGAGGUCAGAAGCAGGAACACAGCAACCCGAAGGGGAAGCUCAAAGUGGACAAACAGGAAGUGGAGAUCCGACAGGGGAUGACGGCGGCGGCGCUCGCUGAGGCCAUGAACAAGGACUUUGACCACGUGUUGGAGACUCUGCUGAACACCUCGGUGGACCUGGACUCUCUGGAACCAGACUCUGUUCUGGAGGACAGGUGGAUCAAGGAGGCGGUGACUCGGUCAGGGAUGAAGUUCAGAUGGGCCACACUGAGCGUGAGCAGAGAACGACCCAACAGAGACGCCUACAGGAGGCCUCCGGCGGACCCGUCCCGCCUGGUGAGUCGCCCCCCGGUGGUCACCAUCAUGGGCCACGUGGACCACGGCAAGACGACGCUGCUGGACAGCCUGAGGAAGAGUCAGAUCGUCGCCACGGAGUCCGGCGGCAUCACGCAGCACAUCGGGGCCUUUCUGGUCCAGCUGCCGACGGGUGAGAAGAUCACCUUCCUGGACACGCCGGGUCACGCUGCCUUCUCCUCCAUGAGAGCCCGCGGAGCCAACGCCACCGACAUCGUGGUUCUGGUGGUGGCGGCCGACGACGGCGUCAUGAACCAGACGGUCGAGUCCAUCCAACACGCCAAGAGAGCCAGAGUUCCGAUGAUCGUGGCGGUGAAUAAAUGCGAUAAGCCUCAGGCCGACCCUCAGAGAGUCAAACAGGAGCUGCUCGCUUACGACGUCGUCUGCGAGGAGUUCGGAGGAGACGUUCAGGCGAUCCACAUCUCUGCUCUGAAGGGUGACAAUCUGCUGGCUCUCGCCGAGGCCACGGUGGCGCUGUCUGAGGUUCUGGAGCUGAAGGCAGAACCCAGCGGUCCAGUGGAGGGCCUCAUCCUUGAGAGCCGGACGGACAAAGGCAAAGGGCUGGUCACCACCGCCAUCAUCCAGCGGGGCUCGCUGAAGCGUGGUUGUGUUCUGGUUGCAGGGAAAUGCUGGGCUAAAGUCCGCUUUCUGUUCGAUGAGAACGGGCGGGCGGUACCGGAGGCUGGGCCGAGCGCCGCCGUGGAGGUGGUCGGCUGGAAGGACCUGCCGUCUGCCGGAGAAACCAUCCUGGAGGUGGAGUCGGAGCAGCGAGCGAGGGAGGUGGUGGAGUGGCGGAGUCACCAGGAGGAGCAGGCGAACCUGCAGGAGGAGCAGAACGCCAUCGAGCACAAGCAGAAACUGCACCAGGAGGAGUACCACCGCGAGAGGGAGGGGCUUACUCACCUAAACUGGAGGCAAAGGAAGCGGGCGCUGUACCGGGCCAACAAGAACCGCUUCACCAUGAGGCUGAGCGAGAAGAAGCAGAGCGACCCGCUGAGCCUGUCGCUCAUCGUCAAAGGUGACGUGGACGGCUCGGUGGAGACGCUCCUGAACAUCCUGGACAGCUACGACGCCCAGCAGCAGUGUCAGCUGGAGGUCGUCCACUUCGGCCUCGGAGACGUCUCCGAGAACGACAUCAACAUGGCCGACACGUUUGGAGGCUCCAUUUACGGCUUCAACGUGGCGGCCAGCCGGGCGAUGCAGCAGCUGGCGGCGAAGAGAGGCGUCCGGCUGCGGCUGCACACCGUCAUCUACCAGCUGAUCGACGAGCUGAAGGACGAGCUGAGCAGCAAACUGCCGCCGCUCGUCUCCGAGAACGUGGUCGGUGAGGCCACGGUUCUCGCCAUGUUCGACGUCUCUGUGGGGAAGACGAAGGUCCAGGUGGCCGGCUGCCGGGUCCAGAAAGGCCAACUGGACCGACGACUCAAGUUCAGACUGAUUCGAGGACGAGACACCGUCUGGGAAGGUUCUCUGGCAGCCUUAAAGCACCACAAAGACGACGUCCAGGCGGUGAAGCUGGGGAUGGAGUGCGGCUUGUCGGUGGACGGCGGCGUUGACUUCAGAGCCGGUGACAUCAUCGAGUGUUUCGAGGAGCAGGACACACCGCAGGUCACUUCCUGGAAUCCCGGGUUCUAACGAGGACCUGCAGCGGCUGAACUGAAUGUAGAUUUAAUGAUUGAACUUUAAUGAAGUUUUAUUUGUGCUGGGAACAAACUGCCAGCUCAAGGCUUGAGUCAAAUGUUCCUUCAACGUUGUGGGAAAUGAGCCACAGUUGUUUUGUUUCAGAGGUUUUAAUAGAAGAAUUCAACUUUGCCAACAGGACACACGUUAACAUGGCUAAAUGUAAUAAAGUGAAUGUUCUGAACAUCCUGCUCUCUGACUGGACAAAUCUACCAAUAAACAGUUUGAAAAGA